UCUUUUAAAUAAAAUUAAAAACAUUGAAAACAUAUAAAAAAUGGCGCACAUAGCAAGAGUAGCUAAAUCUGCGCCUGUUAGAAAAAUUGCCAAACCAUUAUUGUCUGUAACUAGCAAUGAAGCAAGAAGACGAGUUUUGAAUUUAUACAGAGCAUGGUAUAGAGAGGUACCACACAGUCUAGAGUCUCAUGCACUGGAUAUCACUGUCAAACAAGGAAGACUGAAAGUUCGAGAAAUGUUUCUAAGAAAUAAAGACGUCAAAGACAUCAGGAUUAUUGACAUGCUGGUCAUCAAGGGAACGAUGGAUUUGGAAGAGACCCACAAAAUGUUCAAACAAAAGGCACAUAUAAUGCAGCACUUCGAUGAGCCACUCAACCCACAAGAGAAAAGUUUUCUUUCUAAGUUUUACGAUGGUUAUGAUUAAUUUUGAAAGAAACAGUAUAGCAAUGUGUAUAUAGCUUAUAAAGAAAAUAAUAAUUUUUCUUGCUU
Messenger RNA from Hydractinia symbiolongicarpus, 489 nucleotides. RefSeq names its product NADH dehydrogenase [ubiquinone] 1 alpha subcomplex subunit 6-like. The record is from RefSeq and is a predicted model, not a curated record. The transcript has 3 exons. Gene Ontology annotation, biological process: response to oxidative stress. The coding region runs from base 41 to 424 and encodes 127 amino acids. Lineage: Eukaryota; Metazoa; Cnidaria; Hydrozoa; Anthoathecata; Hydractiniidae.